Molecule: messenger RNA, 1305 nt
Organism: Lagenorhynchus albirostris (white-beaked dolphin)
Lineage: Eukaryota; Metazoa; Chordata; Mammalia; Artiodactyla; Delphinidae
Product: vascular non-inflammatory molecule 3-like
Source: RefSeq, a predicted model, not a curated record
AUGAUUAUAUCAUAUUUUCCAAAAUGUGGUACCAAUUUAGCCAUCUUUGUCCUGAGUGUUGGUGCACUGGACACUCUUAUCGCUGCAGUGUAUGAGCAUGCUGUUAUGUUACAAAACAGAACAGAAACUCCUGAGCCAGCACUCUGGUUUGGCUGCAGCCCAGUGCAAGAAAGGCUCAGCUGUCUGGCCAAGGACAACUCUAUCUACAUUGUGGCAAAUAUUGGGGAUGAGAAGCCAUGCAAUGCCAGUGACCCUCAGUGUCCCCCUGAUGGUCGUUACCAAUACAACACUGAUGUGGUGUUUGAUUCUGAGGGUAGGCUGGUGGCCCCCUACCACAAGUACAAUCAUUUUGCACCUGAAAUUCAAUUUGAUUUCCCCAAGGACUCAGAACUUGUGCCUUUUGACUCUCCCUUUGGGAAGUUUGGCAUUUUCACUUGCUUUGACAUUUUUUCUCAUGACCCAGCUGUGAUGGUGGUGGAAGAGUUUCAGGUUGACAGCAUUCUCUACCCCACAGCCUGGUACAACACGCUGCCCCUCCUCUCGGUGGUCCCCUUCCACCUGGCAUGAGCCCGAGCCCUGGGAGUCAACCUGCUUGCUACCAAUACCCACAACACGAGCAUGCACAUGACACAAAGUGGAAUCUGCUCACCGGAGGCUGUCAAGAUGUAUUACUAUGAAAUGGAAACAGAGAGUGGCCAGCUGAGGCUCUCAGAAUUGAAGUCCCGGCCUUGAAGAGAACCCAGUUACUCUGCAGCUGUUCACUGGAGUGCUUAUGCCAGAGGUGUCAAGCCAUUCUCAUCUGAACGGUUGAAUUUUCCAGGGAUGAUUUAUUUUGAUGCGUUCACCUUCACCAAGCUUAAGAGAAACACAGGAAAUUACACAGUUUGUCAGAAAGACCUGUGCUGUCACUUAACUUACAAGAUGUCUGAGAAAUGAAACAGUGAGGUGUACGCACUAGGUGCCUUUGACAGCCUGCACAUGGUAGAAGGCCAGUAUUACUUACAGGUAUGCAUAUUACUGAAGUGUCACACCACUGACCUGAGAACUUGCGGAGAGCCUGCGGGGUCAGCUUUUACCAAGUUUGAAGUCUCCCUCAGUGGCACAUUUGGAACGAGUUAUGUUUUCCCACAGAUCAUUCUUAGUGAGAGUCAGCUUACCCCUGAAAGACAUUAUGAGGUUUCAGGAGAUGGACGUCUGCAGAGCCGAGGCGGAGCCCCUUUGCCUUUCCUGGUUCUGGCCCUGUAUGGAAGAGUGUUUGAGAGGGACCCUCUGCGCUUAGGGCAGGGAACUGGGCAACUGCCAUGA